Molecule: messenger RNA, 2256 nt
Organism: Exophiala spinifera
Lineage: Eukaryota; Fungi; Ascomycota; Eurotiomycetes; Chaetothyriales; Herpotrichiellaceae
Exons: 2
Coding region: 1-2256 (751 amino acids)
Biological process (GO): regulation of DNA-templated transcription; DNA-templated transcription
Molecular function (GO): DNA-binding transcription factor activity, RNA polymerase II-specific; zinc ion binding; DNA binding
Source: RefSeq, a predicted model, not a curated record
AUGUCUUCCACCGGACGUGUUACUCAGGCUUGCGCGCGCUGCAGAAAGCAAAAGUUGAAGUGCGAUGCCUUGAGACCCUGUUUGCUAUGUGUACGCGCUGGUGUCGAAUGUGAGGCGCGGUUCAUUCCUCCCAAAGCUAGAAGUGAUCGAGCAUCCCCGGCUCGUCGACGACGGUCCACUGCCCACACAAACCGUGCAGGAGCACAUCAAACGAGCUUAUUAUCAUCGUCGUCGUCGACGACGAGUAUACCGUCAUUCCCACAGCCUAGUGCCAGCCCGAAUGCACAGGUCCCCGCUGCAUGUGGCCAGCAUCAAUCUCCCCGUGGGGAACGCCAGGAUGCCCCAGACCAAAGUCCCAAUGAGAGUCAACAAUUUGGUGCGAAUACAUCCGUGAUUGGAUUCGCGAAGAACGUUUUCAGGCAUAAUGACCUGGCCUCCCCGAGUAUCACUUCUACGAUUCCGGGGGAUCCAGGUGUCUUCCGCCGCUCAACCUCAAGAUGGACACUCCAUCGCAUGAUCAUGCCGCCGCCAACAGUGAUGCAUACCCUCUUGGAGGCAUACUUUGACCGUGUCCACUGGUUCAUCUAUCUAUUCCAUCAACAGAGCUUCAUGACUCGGGCAGACGCUCUACUGAGUGGCUCUCCAUGGACAAGGCAAGACAUGCCAGCAAUCAUGACGAUGCUGACAGCGUCAGCCAUGGCCCUUAAAUGCAUUCUUAAUGACCCCGAGUGGGCAGGCCAUUCUGUCUUGGCUACUUACGCUCUGGACGCAAGAUCGCUCCUCGCAGACUUCAUUGGUGAGAUACGCAUCCAUCUCAUUGAUUUACUGGAUGAUUCACAAAUCGAGACGGUACAAGUAUGCAUCCUCCUAGGUACCUACUAUAUCUAUCAUGGUUCUCCUAGUCUGGCAUGGAGUAUCCUGGGCAUGGCAGUGAGAACUGCAUAUGCAUUAGCAUUGCACUGCGAGGAUCCGGAAGACCAUCCACAGAUCGCCUUACAGGUUCGCCAUCGCACUUGGAAUCAUGUUACCGUGGCAGAUACAUUUUCUGCCAUGAUAUAUGGACGUCCAGCGGGGUUGGAUGCAGAAUUUGCGCAGGUGCAACCUCUCAGUGAAAUGGAUGAUACUGUGGUUACUCUUGAAGUUACAACUACGGACGAGCCGGAUAAUCUUAUCUCGACAUUGUCCCGCCUGCCUUUCCACGUCCUCAAAUAUCGAUUGUACACAAUCACUCGAAGGGCUUUGGACACGUUCCGCCUCCUUCGCCUGAGAGAUCCUCUCUCCUCAGAGGAUCAGCAAGCGCUGAUUAGUGCCGUCUCACACAUCGAAUCUUUGCUUGGGGCGUGGCAGAAAGAGGUCCCACCGCAUCUCUCGUGGGAUGACUGGCAAAAUGUCGAUCCCAAUGGUCCUUUUCCUGCCAAACUACACGACCUGACUCACGUAGGAGAAAGCCAGACCAGAAUCUUCUAUCUUCAAGCGAUGGUGCUACAAGUGACCUAUGACAGCACAUUGAUCCUGAUCCAUCGACCGUUACUCGAGCACAAAAUGGCUGCAGGAGCUACGUUAUCGUCCAGCCAGAAUUUUGUUUCAAGAUCAUUGGAGGUAGCCGUUGAUGCCGCUCUCAGAAUUUCUCGGGUUCCUAUGGCUAAGUUCAAUCACCAUCUGAGCCUUUCCUUUGCCUUCAUGCAUUUCUUCACUGCCGGAGUGAUUCUGUGCAUUCCGCCUGCGAGACAGCCUUUCAGCUCCCUUGCGCAAGAGGCCAAGGCUGGCAUCAUGCGCAUAAUCCUGACUUGUAGAGAUCUCGGAAGCAGUAGCCAAAUCGCACGACAUAUCGAUCAGUUGCUAACGGCUCUCCUGCGAAUCACUGUACUACGAGAGAUGGACAAUGCUUUACAAAAUCAAAGAGCAGGUGUGGUGUCUGCCGAGCAGGGCAAUGCUGCAACCGCUUCUUUCAACAGCGAUGCUCCACCUUGUCAAGUAGUCGACGAUCGGCCUUCCCUGAAUGAUCAAGCCAGCUUGUAUUCUAAUCAGUCGUAUUCGACUUCAGUGCCAUCAAGACUUGCGGCUUCAUUAGCAACAAAUUUGACUGGGGAAGGGGAUGCAGAAUUUUCUUUCGACUUGGGCGGAGUGCACGACAAUCCUGGCAUUGAGUUUGACACUCAGUUAGAUGAGGCGUUUGGCACCUUUGGUCAAAUGAUGUUCAACGUUCAGCCAGAUGAUCCCUACACCCCAUGGAAUUGGGGCAGCCGUUCACGAUAG